CUCUAACUGAUCGUUUUAGUUUAAGUGAUGUUAGAAAAUGUUUGAAAUGAUCCAGAUAAAGCGAACGGUUAAAGACGAUGAAGAAACGAUGGACUAGAAGUUUGACCAGAACCAGAACCAGAACCGGUGAGAAGCUGAAGCCGGGUCUGUUCUGUCUUCCAGACGCUGUCGGUCUCCAUGCUGCUGCGAUACUCCCACCACCAGAUCUUCGUCUUCAUCGUGGACCUUCUUCAGAUGUUGGAGAUGAACAUGACCAUCGGCUUCCCAGCAGCCCCUCUGCUCACCGUCAUCCUGGCUCUGGUUGGCAUGGAGGCCAUCAUGUCGGAGUUCUUCAACGACACCACCACGGCGUUCUACAUCAUCCUGAUCGUCUGGUUGGCCGACCAGUACGACGCCAUCUGCUGCCACACCAACACCAGCAAACGCCACUGGCUGCGGUUCUUCUAUCUGUACCACUUCGCUUUCUACGCCUACCAUUACCGCUUCAACGGGCAGUACAGCAGCCUGGCUCUGGUCACUUCCUGGCUCUUCAUCCAGCACUCGAUGAUCUACUUCUUCCACCACUAUGAGCUUCCUGCCAUCCUGCAGCAGAUUCGGAUCCAGGAGAUGCUGUUACAGAACCAGCAGGCGGGUCAGAACCAGACGGCUCUUCAGGAUAAUCUCAACAACAACACUGCAGCUGCAGGUGCCGGCGCCGGCCCCGCCCCCGCCGGAGCCAGCCAAUCAGGAGAGGCUGGUAGCGACCCACUUCAGGGGGACCCGCCGCUCCCCUCAUCCUCGGCAGCGGUCGGGGCGGGGGAGGUCAGGGCGGAGCUAAACUGGGUCGCUCAGACAGCCGCCAUCAUCACCGAGGCGCUUGGCGACUCGGGAGGAGGAGGAGGAGGAGGAGGUCAGGGACCAGUAGGAGCAGAGAUCAGCGUGGAGUUCUGGAUGGGAGGAGGAGGAGGAGCAGAAACUGGAGCAUCGGCAGGUGGAGCUCCUGACGUCGUUUCAUUGGAUGUUAAAGCUGCAGUGGGCGGAGCUGAAACGACACCUGGAGACGGCAGGUGCCAGGGGGAGGAGCUCGUCCAAAAGGUGGAGCCUUCAGAUGUCUCUGCCACUCCUACGGACUGCCCCGCCCCCCAGAGUGCAGGUACAGACUGCGGGUCACCUGAGCCACAGAGCUCCGCCCCCCUCGGCACGUCGUGAGUUUCUGCUGACAUCAUCAUGUCACCUGGAUAACAGCUGAUUGAUCGUUGAGCCGACAGAAAAACAGUCCAAGCGGCACUUUACUUCCACAUAAUCCAAUUAAUUCAUGAACUGAUUGAUCAAUUAACUAAUCAAAGACGUGUUCGGUGGGUCGGUUCCCUCCUGAUGCUCGGCAGGUUGAUGUGAAGAGGUUUCAGGUGUGCUGUUUGGUUGCACAGGUGAGCUGCGGUUCUGUUCGCUGUGACCCGUCUGGAAAGCCGAAUGGAGGUGUUGCUGAUGAGUAGGCCUGAAUGUUUCCCUCUUAACUCUGAUUAAACCAGCUUUCUGACCCAGGAACGAUUGAUUAGGUUCUGAUUACAACCCACAACCACCAAUUGAACUCGUUAAAUCUGCUUUUAUUUUGGAGGGAGAACAGGAAGCUGCUGUUAGACCUAUUGAUCAGGCUGAUCAAACAAAAUCAGCAGCGGAGCGAUAUGAUUGGUUGUGCUAAUGCUCAGGCUCCGCCUCUCAGUUGAGGGCGUGGCCCGUCAUCAUGUCCCGCUUUGAGCAUCAGGCCGAGUCAUCUGCAUGAGCUCACCUGUUCAGAACCGGGAAUCCAGAACCAGAACCUCACUGACGCCUCAUCCUUUCAUUUUCUAUGUCCUGAUUCUUCUGCUUCCAACAGCCGCCCUGAAGGGGGCGGAGCCUUGCAGGAGGAGGGGCCUGGCCUAGUACCUGUACCUGGCCGUGGGACUAUGGACGGGGUUGGGGGCGUUUCUUCUUCGUGCCUCUCCGCUGGAUGACUGUAGCUUGUUAGAACCUAUUUAAAGCCGUGGAACCAGUGGAACCUGCAGAACACGUGAGGCUCCUGCAGCCUGAACUGGGUCAGAGCUGUGAGUCACCUGUAGGUUCAAAAUAAAGGAGUUGUGAAAUAAA
Messenger RNA from Fundulus heteroclitus (mummichog), 2103 nucleotides. Its product is annotated as membralin. The record is from RefSeq and is a predicted model, not a curated record. The transcript has 5 exons. Gene Ontology annotation, biological process: positive regulation of ERAD pathway; response to endoplasmic reticulum stress. Gene Ontology annotation, cellular component: endoplasmic reticulum. Lineage: Eukaryota; Metazoa; Chordata; Actinopteri; Cyprinodontiformes; Fundulidae. Bases 178 to 1188 code for a protein of 336 amino acids.